AUGGCAAACUCACCACCUUUAUCCCUAAAUCCAUCAAAGAAACCUUUCCCCACCUACAUAUGGACAACCCAAGUGGAUGAUUGGAUCGAGGAGGAUAGUAUUGGGUUUUAUGAUAUCAAAGAGUCAUCCCAGGCACCGAGUCAAAAACCCUGCCUUGUGUUCUUUUCACCCUUGUUUUCACCAAUCGAAAAUCCUUUCUCCUUACAAGCCAUACGUUCGAUUGACGCAGAAGCAGGAACCAUUCUUGCUUGGGCUUCUUUCAAGAACGAAGCUCUCAGUGUUCUCUGGUCUCUACAACAAUCAUCGAUCAUGACUGUGCUUGAAUAG
Lactuca saligna is the source of this 327-nucleotide messenger RNA. The record is from the annotation of a GenBank genome assembly. NCBI's taxonomy places the organism in Eukaryota, Viridiplantae, Streptophyta, Magnoliopsida, Asterales, Asteraceae.